Molecule: messenger RNA, 1275 nt
Organism: Phymastichus coffea
Lineage: Eukaryota; Metazoa; Arthropoda; Insecta; Hymenoptera; Eulophidae
Product: basic salivary proline-rich protein 1-like
Exons: 4
Coding region: 255-899 (214 amino acids)
Cellular component (GO): extracellular matrix
Source: RefSeq, a predicted model, not a curated record
CGCCGGCGCUCUCUCACGUCCAAUGCGCGCCGCAUCUUCUACACAGUCACUAGUGCAACGAGCGUCAGCCGGAGAAGCGUUAGUUGGAGGGAAAAGACGAAGAAGAAGCUUAGCUGAAGGCGCUGCGCAUUCGAUCGGUAUCUCCGAUUGGGCGGGUGCCACCGCACGAGAGAUCGUCCGAGGCUCGUUGAAGCCUUUAACUGCUCGUUAUCGCUGGGAGGAGAGCUGACGCUGACGGAUAACGAGGCAUCGUCAUGUUCCUAGGCGCCUCACCAGAGCAGCUGACGCUGCUGCUGGUCUGUCUGCUAGCGGCGGGUGUGCUAGCCGAUCUUCCGCCAGGCACCAGACGUAGCAACACCUAUCUGCCACCCGAGCCAAGCAAACCCGGCUACGAUUACAAUAAGCCACCUGGGGGUGGCUUCCCGACUGGACCGCCAGCGAGGCCACCGCCGAAUUUCCCAACUGGACCGCCGGCCAGACCACCACCGACCUUCCCAACUGGACCGCCAUCGAGACCACCACCAAGACCCAGCAGGCCGCCGUCGCCACCCGGUGGCGGAUAUCCUGCGCCUGGGCCUAGGCCUACACCUGGAUUUCCUGAUUACAGCGGCUCCCCUAGUGGGCACGGCGAUGAUCACGUCCACGAGCCAGGUAUGCCGUUCGAUUUCAACUACGCGGUUAAGGAAGCCGCUUACGGCAACGACUACUCGCACAAUGCGAUAAGCGACGGCGAUGUGACGAGAGGCGAGUAUCGGGUGAUAUUGCCCGACGGCCGUACUCAAAUUGUCAGCUACACGGCUGAUUGGAAACACGGCUUCACCGCCAAGGUUACAUACGAGGGUACGCCACGCUUCGGUGGCCCAGGUGCUGGACCUGGUGGUGCAUUCCAGGGUUACUAGAAAGAAACCAUUUUUUUUGUAGCUUUGUAAUGGGAGAGCGUGAUAUUACUUUUUAGAGCACUGAAGAUUAGGCUUACGAGUGCAGAACUACAAAAAAGAAAAAUGAAAUUACUAAAUCGAGUACUAAUAUGUUUGAUGGUUGUGUAAAGAAACGAGUUUUUUUAUAAUGUAGAAAAGAAAUCAAGUAUAUACUUUUAUAUUUUAUAUAAUUUAUAGAGAUCAGUUGACAUCAUACAUACCUAUAAAUAGUUGUUUAGCAAUGUUCAUGUACAAAUAUACUUUAUAAUACGCAGUGUUUUUCUUUGUUAUGAAUAUUUACAACCGCUGAAAAUUUUUAUAGUUGAUUCUAGAUGAUAUAUAUUUCAAAAUAUUUCUA